Messenger RNA from Diaporthe citri, 2910 nucleotides. RefSeq lists its product as uncharacterized. Bases 1 to 2910 code for a protein of 969 amino acids. The record is from RefSeq and is a predicted model, not a curated record. Gene Ontology annotation, molecular function: heme binding; oxidoreductase activity, acting on paired donors, with incorporation or reduction of molecular oxygen; iron ion binding. Gene Ontology annotation, cellular component: membrane. Lineage: Eukaryota; Fungi; Ascomycota; Sordariomycetes; Diaporthales; Diaporthaceae. The transcript has 6 exons.
AUGCUGUCCGCAUUGUAUGUCUUGGCCGGGGCGGCCCUGGCAUACGGUGCCUUGACUUACUUCAAUGGCUUGCGCUCUCACAUUGCGGCUGCGAGGCGGUCAGGACUGCCAUAUGUUGUUACUCCUAUAUCGCCGUUUAGCCAUUAUUGGCUGCUGAUGUUUUGGAUAUGGACGCCCAUCAUCAAGACCCUACCCAAGUCCUGGUGGGAGAGCUGGAUAGAACCACCAAUUAGCAUCAUGCAACCUGACUGGUCAUAUCGCCUUCUCCGAGAGCCUUGGAAUCGGCUCGGCGAUACCUUUCUGGUGGUAACACCAUUCAAGACCAUCAUGUGGACAUCUAGCGCAGAAGCCAUUCACCAGGUUACGGCUCGGCGCGAAGCCUUCCCCAAGGAAACCUCAGCCUAUGAGAUCCUGGCCAUCUUCGGACGGAACAUGCUCACGACCGAGGGUGCUGAGUGGAAAAUGCAUCGCAAGGGGGUGUCGCCCAGCUUUAACGAGCGAAAUGCCGCUUACAUCUUCGGCGAGUCAAUCCAUCAGACACAGGGCCUGAUCUCGCACUGGAUGGGAGAUGAUGCAGAACACAAGCAGAGGAUCAGUAGUGCGACCAUUGACACCGUUGAGCACGACACCAUGACUCUUGCCCUGAACAUCAUAGCUCAUGUUGGUUUUGGACUUAGGUUCUUUUGGCCGGGCCAAAAGUUGCCUGAUGACCUGAGUGUGCAAAACAAGAAGUAUGCCAGUUUCGAGCCUCCAAAGGGCCAUUCUUUGACGUUUGUGGACUCACUGGCAACGGUCCUCGAGAGAAUUCUUUUGCUCCUGCUCCUUCCUCAGUGGCUUCUGAAUUAUCUUCCAUUCAAGGCCACCAAGGAGGCGCUAGUCGCUUACAAGAACUACGACACGUAUAUGCAGGAGUUUCUGGAGGACAAGAUCGAGGAGGCUCACAGGGGCGCCAGCAGUGAUGGUAUGGACAUCAUGGGCCAACUAGUACGAGCCACGUACGGCGGCAAGGGCAAGAACGAGAAGAAGGCAGACGAACCACUGAAGAUGUCCGACGCGAUGAUCAAGGGCAAUGCCUUUAUCAUAAUCGUCGCCGGCCACGAGACGACGGCCAACACCCUGCACUUCACCCUAAGCGAGCUCGCCAACAACCCAGCGGCACAGCGCGCCCUGCAGGCAGACGUGGACCGCCUCUUCGGGCGCGACAGCGACCCGCAGACGUGGAACUACGAGAAGAACAUCAACGCGCUAUGCGCCUCAAACGUCGCGGCCUGCAUGAACGAGGCGCUGCGGCUCAUCCCCUCGGUCGUCGACAUCCCGAAGCACGUCAGCCCGGGCCAGGACCAGGCCAUCACGCUCAACGGGAACAAGCACGUGCUGCCGGAGAAGACGAUGAUCGUCCUGAACACGGUCGGCGUCCACCGGAACCCGAGGUACUGGCCGACGAAGCAGAAGGGCGGGGCCGCCGGGGAAGAGAACGACCUGGACGAGUUCCUCCCCGAGCGGUGGUACCGCCCCUCGCUGACAAAGGCGGCGGAGGCGCAGGAGGACGACGAGGCCGAGGACUUUGGCGGGUUCAAGGGGCGCGACACCAGCGAGCAGCUAUACAGGCCGGUGCGAGGCUCGUUUGUCCCAUUUAGCGACGGUGCCCGCUCAUGCUUGGGCCGACGGAUCGCGCAGGUCGAGAUGCUGGCCGCGCUCGCCGUGUUGUUCCAGAAGUACAGCGUCGAGCUUGCGGUCGACGAGUGGGCGUCGGACGAGGAAGUUGCGGGCAUGACGCUGGAGGAGAGGAAGGAGGUGUACGAGAAGGCGAGGACCAAGUCCAGGGACACCAUUAGGCAGGCGACGUCGGUAUUGACGCUGAAGCUGCACGGGAAGCUCAAGGUUCCUGUGCGGUUGGUCAAGAGAGGGGAGGAGAGCUUCCUGCGCGGCCAGCGCAAGUCAGACCUGCUCGAGUUGGCCGAGACUGUUGGUCUGCAAAACACCGACGGCCUCAAGAAGAGUGAUCUCGAGGUCGCGCUCGACGACUUCCUCGCUGAGAACUCGAACCAGUUCAGCAAGAACCCCGCAACCCUGCCUUACUACCAGGCACGCGCUCGCGCAAUAGGUUCACCAGUAAAGAAGGAAGCACCGCCUCCUGCUGAGGCCCCCAAGACCGCGAAGCGAAGGGCUGCGAAGGCAGCUGAGCAGAACAUCGCCGCCACUGCCGGAGAUGAUUCUGAACUCGCCUUGACCUCCGCAACACCGGGUCGCGCCCUGUCCCUUGCCCGGCGCAUCCCGCUCCCCGCGUCGCCGGCUGACGUUGCCCGGGUUGUCGACGAGCGCACCGUCGCGCUCCGAGAGCGCGUCGUGACCCUUUAUGAGGACUCUGGCGUCAAGGAGGUCGCAUACAACACGCGCGACUCGCUGUCCACUGUCAACUCGAUCCUGUUCUGCAUCAACGCGUUCGAGCUGUACCACUUGCGGAAAGAAAUCCUCUCAGACCGAUAUGCUUUCACCAUCCCGGCCAUCGCGGCGCUGGGGACGUCGGACUACCCUGUCGAGGUUCCCGACAUGUUUCUGUUGCUGACGAGCUCGUUCUGGAACCCGGCGCUGCUCUGGGCUUUCACAAGCGUGGUCGUGCCCGCGUUCUUCGGUUUCUACUUUAACCUCUCGGCCGCGCACUCGCAGCCUGGCCGCGGGAGGAGGAGCAGCUCUCAGCCAGAGAACGUCAUUGACCCCUUGACCUUCAGCAUCGCUAAGGCGGUCAUUACGUACGUGGUCUACCAACAGGGUGUCACCUUUGGUGGCUGGGUUGACCAAACGUCCGUGGCACGCAUCAACUCGGCCGUCUACGGAGGCUGGAAGGGCGUCAUUGUUGGCGCCGCAAUCACCGGCAUUGCGAGCUUUUACGACGCCGUUUUGCGCAAGUAG